Onychostoma macrolepis is the source of this 1831-nucleotide messenger RNA. RefSeq lists its product as uncharacterized. The record is from RefSeq and is a predicted model, not a curated record. Lineage: Eukaryota; Metazoa; Chordata; Actinopteri; Cypriniformes; Cyprinidae. The transcript has 4 exons. Bases 179 to 1540 code for a protein of 453 amino acids.
ACCAAAACUGCACCUGUUAGACUACCACACCUUUCCUUACAACGUCAACAGACCAUAUAUUUACUGGCCCAAAUUUUGUCUUGUCAGUCUGAAAACUUUGAACGAAAACGCAUCACAUAGAGAACUGCAGAGACUACAGAGGUGCACAGACUAUCAUAAGGAAUAUUGUUCGCUAUUCAUGGUUAUGACUUUGAAGAGCGGGAGAAGCAGUUUUUUUCUUUCUAAGCAGGAUGGAAAAAGGAAAAUUUUAUUCACCCUGUUGUGUUUGUGGUGUGCUAUUCAUUCUACAACUAGAGUUGGUGCUUCAUCAACGGAGUCGACAACUUCAGGAUAUACAGCUUCAGAAACCACAACUCUACUUCCCACUUCAACCUCAGCAACAUCAGCUCCAACCUCAUCUGAUUCUUCAGGUACAACAAUGGCUAUAACUACAGAACAACUUGCUUCAACAACCAUGCCUACAUCUUCAGAAACGACAACUGCAGCAGAAACAACAAAUUCUGCAUCCACAACCACAACUGAACCUUCCACUGCUACAGCUGUACCAACAACGUCACUUGAACUCACAACAACGGAACUCACUACAACUUUAUCUACAAUAACGAGCGAUCCAACAACAUCAACAGCUGUAACUUCUGAAUCCACAACUCUUACUUCAACAACAAUUCCUACAACUUCAGAGACUACAACAGCAGAAACCACGACUACAGCCUCAUCAACAACAUCUACAACAACGACUGAUCCAAUAACAUCAACAGCUGUAACUUCUGAAUCCACAACUUUUACUUCAACAACAGUGCCUACAACUUCAGAGAGUACAACAGCAGAAACCACGACUACAGCCUCAUCAACCACAUCUACAACAACGACUGAUCCAAUAACAUCAACAGCUGUAACUUCUGAAUCCACAACUUUUACUUCAACAACAGUGCCUACAACUUCAGAGACUACAACAGCAGAAACCACGACUACAGCCUCAUCAACCACAUUUACAACAACGAGCGAUCCAACAACAUCAACAGCUGUAACUUCUGAAUCCACAACUUUUACUUCAACAAAAGUGCCUACAACUUCAGAGAGUACAACAACAGCCUCAUUAACCACAUCUACAAUAACGAGCGAUCCAACAACAUCAACAGCUGUAACUUCUGAAUCCACAACUCUUACUUCAACAACAAUUCCUACAACUUCAGAGACUACAACAGCAGAAACCACGACUACAGCCUCAUCAACAACAUCUACAACAACGACUGAUCCAAUAACAUCAACAGCUGUAACUUCUGAAUCCACAACUUUUACUUCAACAACAGUGCCUACAACUUCAGAGAGUACAUCAGCAGAAACCACGACUACAGCCUCAUCAACCACAUCUACAACAACGACUAAUCCAAUAACAUCAACAGCUGUAACUUCUGAAUCCACAACUUUUACUUCAACAACAGUGCCUACAACUUCAGAGAGUACAACAGCGAAACCACGACUACAGCCUCAUCAACCACAUUUACAACAACGAGCGAUCCAACAACAUCAACAGCUGUAACUUCUGAAUCCACAACUUUUACUUCAACAAAAGUGCCUACAACUUCAGAGAGUACAACAGUGGAAACCACGACAACAGCCUCAUUAACCACAUCUACAAUAACGAGCGAUCCAACCACAUCAACAGCUGUAACUUCUGAAUCCACAACUCUUACUUCAACAACAAUUCCUACAAUUUCAGAGACUACAACAGCAGAAACCACGACUACAGCCUCAUUAACAACAUCUACAACAACGACUGAUCCAAUAACAUCAACAGCUGUAACUUCUGAAUCCACAACUCUUACUUCAA